Ophidiomyces ophidiicola is the source of this 1083-nucleotide messenger RNA. RefSeq names its product CSG1/SUR1-like protein. Gene Ontology annotation, biological process: mannosyl-inositol phosphorylceramide biosynthetic process. Lineage: Eukaryota; Fungi; Ascomycota; Eurotiomycetes; Onygenales; Onygenaceae. Bases 1 to 1083 code for a protein of 360 amino acids. The transcript is spliced from 4 exons. The record is from RefSeq and is a predicted model, not a curated record. Gene Ontology annotation, molecular function: mannosyltransferase activity.
AUGCGAAAGGGCGCGUUGAUCUUCAUCCUCGCCAAUCUUCUCGUCAUUGGCUUCCUUGUCCACAGCGUGUCGACUCUGCUCAGUCUCCUCUUUGAGGAUGCCUCCGACGACGCCAUCAGCCGUACUGAGCUCCCAGCACCCAACUCGAGUCUUAUCGAUGAACGUCCCUCGUUGAUUCCGAAGAUCAUCCAUCAGACCUACAAAAAUGAGUCUAUUCCCGAACUUUGGCAAGAAGCGCAGCAGAGCUGUAUCGAUCUCCACCCAGAUUAUGAAUAUAGACUGUGGACCGAUCUAAAGGCCGAUGAGCUCAUUGCAACUGAAUAUCCAUGGUUCUUGGAGACGUUUCGCAACUAUCGUUACCCCAUUCAACGCGCCGACGCUAUUCGAUACUUUAUUUUGACAUUUUACGGUGGAAUUUACAUUGAUCUUGACGAUGGUUGUAAUCGCAGACUAGACCCCCUUCUUGGCUAUCCCGCCUGGGUUCGCAAAACCAACCCUACUGGAAUUUCCAAUGAUAUCAUGGGAUCCGUGCCGCAGCAUCCCUUCUUCCGUCGUGUUAUUGAUUCCUUACAGGACUACAACCGACACUGGGUGCUGCCUUACAUUACCGUCAUGUACUCGACAGGACCUCUGUUUCUCUCCGUACUCUGGAAACAGUACAUGGCCGGCCGGCCGUCGGGAGCUGACCGCGUUCGUGUCAUCAUGGCCGACGAGUACAAUCGACACUCAUGGAGCUUUUUCACCCAUCACCCCGGUAGCAGCUGGCAUGGAAAAGACGCUAGGCUGAUUUUUUGGAUGGGCUCACAUUGGAUGUUGCUCACCAUAGUCGGAUUUCUCCUGGCCGGUAUCGUCGGCACCUUCAUGUGGUGGGCCUAUCGACGAUUGCUCAUCUUCACAUCCAAGUACUGCCAUCGAUACUCACCCAUCGCUACGCGCCCAUCUGGCUCCUAUCGAUCGUUUUCUCCCCCGCGUAAGCUUGGCAUUCUGCCGUCCUUUCUGCAGCGAAGGAGUGCCUCGAGGAAAAGGGACGAAGAAAAUGCGUUGUCGACCACUAUCUACGAGCUAAUCAACCGGCCUGAGUAA